UUACCCUCAAUAGACUUUCCAUCGCUUUAACAUGUGGUGACCGUAAGACUAAGAUGGGUUUCGAAAGUAACUUGAUAAUUUCAGGUGCCUUAUUGUUACCUUUUCUGUUUGGACAAACUGUCGGAUACAAUUAUGACAUAGGAUUUGAAUAUCGGUAUCAGUACAAAGCCGAAUCACUGGUCCUGGGAGAUUUCAGAGUCGUUACCAUUGUCAAGUUCCAUGUUAGACCACUGGAGUGGAGUAACGGUUCUCUUAUCUGUCACCUACACGUGGAUAGCUUCACUCAAUCUGCUGGAGGAAGAACACAUCAUCAUAAGGAAAAGUCUGACGUCCUUAACCUAAAGAAGGCUCUGGCCAGUGUUCUGUCAGCAAAGGGGAAGAUCCACCAUAGUGACAAACAGAGGUUUAACAACUGGGAACAUGACCAUGCAGGUUACAUGGAACAUCAAUACACCGUUCACACUACAGACUCGGGCUACAGAGUAAAUAAGUUCCAUGAAAGCAAGAAACGAGUCUACAGAAAACAUGCUAAAACAUUACAUUAUAGUCACAGUGGGCUUAUUGAGUAUGUGAAAGCUGACGAUAAAAUUAUUCUUCGAAGCAAAAAUAAGAAUAAACCCCCAGAAACAAGGUACUCUGUUCCUGUGAAAAAAGAAAUAGAAGAAGAAACGACUGGGGAACUGAGAGAUAUUGAAUCAAGCACAUCCACAGAAGUGAAGCUCAUCAGCAAAGUACAACUCAGCAAAGCGUAUGCAAUUUCACCACUGCACAAACAUUUGAAAGUGAAAGACAGUAUCGUCGUUCAAAGGGAAAAACAUGAAAAGACCAGUUUAUCAAAAGUUGAAAGAGAUAUUGAAACGAAUGUAACUUGCAUUCAGUCUUAUAAGGACGAAGUUCACAGAAAUAGAAUGGAUUGUUUCGCACACCUCUUACAGAUAAUGCAGCGUAUUCGGAAAGAUGGAUACGAAGAACUGGCCACCAGAGAGCUUUCUAGGAAAUGUCGAUCUAAUGAUACAAUGUGCUUUAGCAGAAGAAAUAUAUUCAUUGAUCUGUUAUUGAAAGAGGGACAAAAUAUUACACAGAAUUUAAUCAUUCAACAUUUCUUGAAAAACAAAAAUGUCAACGAAACCAUUAUUUUUCGGAUAUUCUUCCAUAUCUCGGAUUUGAAACAUCCCUUAUUGGCGUUUUUGGAGGCUGUUGAAGAGCUGUGUCUUGGCCCCAACCAUACAAACAUAGGAACCAUCGCCAUGACAAAAAAACAGAAGUAUGCCUGCUUGGCGCUUGGGACACUGAUAAAGACUUUCAGAAACAAUAAUAAACAUAGUCAAAAAACAGAUCAUCUUUUGGAUUCCCUGAAGAAGUGGUUGUCUCCACAUAACCAGACAAAUUAUAAAGAAAUGUAUAGAGAACAAAGGCAACGUCGCUCAGUCGACAAAUUUGAUAGAAAACUUCAUAAUCAUACUUACUCAAAAAUGGUGUUGAUUCACACUCUGGGAAACUCGGGGAGUGCAAGAGACCAUCUUUUGACGUACAUGAAGCCGGGGGAAGGCGAUAACAGCUGGAGAAGGGCAGCUAUUUUAGGAAUGAGGCACUUUAAUUGUGUAGAGAGUUCUGCUACUUUACUUGAUUUGGCCGUUAACGAUGAACAUGUCAUAGUUCGAAAGCAGGCAUUGGAACGUUUUGAGAAUCAUCCUUUAUCAAAGAAAAGUGUUUCACAGCAUCGGGAUAUCAUUUUGAGCCGGGACUACAGAUACCAAACAUUGAUGCGUAUAAAAAGAGGAAUUCUGAAGGUCCAAGCUGGAAUAGACGGUUUCCUCUUUUCUUUGAAAUUACCGGGUGUACAGUGGAGUAAGCAGCUGGGGAACAGCUCACUUGGAGCCACAUUUGGGCUUGAAUUGAGAAAUGAGUUACGGCUAGAAAUAAAACCUCUGAGUGCACACGCGUUGUUGGAUAUUUAUGAUGAUGCUUACGCCAAAGUCACGAUUGAUUGGCUGGAAAUUGACGAGUACCUGUUCCGUGCUCAUGUGUGCUAUAGGGGACAUGCUGGAUAUGAUGUCAAUAUUCUUAAGGACCUCGGAGUUGAUGGUAUCCAAGAUUUGGUUUUGAUUUUCGACAAAAUUGUCAAAUCAAUUGUUGAGCCAGUAAAAGAUGUCAUAAAGAAAUUCGAAAAUAUUGUCAAUCAUAUGCUCGACAAGGGUAUUGAAUACAUUGUCAAUAAAAUCAUAGAAUUGGUUAAGAAACUACCACUUAUUUUAAAAACCAUCAUAAAAAAUGUCAUCAAAGCAGUCAUGAAGGUCAUUGAAUAUGGAGGAGUCCCUUGGAUUGACCAAAUAAAGAAGAUAAUUACAAAGACCAGGUUAUUUAUAGAAGAAAUCAAAGAAGAUGUUACACAAUUUUACAAUACUAUUGCUGAUGCUAUCACGGUGACGCUUCCAUACAUUGGGAAGAAAUUAAUGGAUACAGUUGCCACAGUAUUUUGGGUGGUGAGAAAUUUUUUGUCAGAUCCAGUACAGUCUGUAACAAAGUUCGGGAAAUGUGUUUUAGAUAUAAAGCUUGCAAUUGGAAUGUUUCUGGACGUGAAAAACAGAAUUGUAGAACAAUUAUCGUUUCUGAAAGGUGGCACGCCAUUUUGGGUAGACUACUGGGAAGAUUUUCAGGAGAUCUGGGGAGAUGUCGAAGAUUUAUUUCGACUUUUAUUUGAGAAGAGAGAGAGUCCGGCUACCUCGGAGUUUGACGAUGCAUUUUCUACAUCUCUUACAGAUGGCAUUUCAAUGACGAAAGAAAGAAGUAAUAUAUUCAUCGAGAUUAUUGAGAAGUCGUUUGGAGCGAUUACAGCUCAGUUCAAAGAAACUUUGACGGAAUUAGUAGAACCCUUUUUAGAAGCCUUCCAAUCUGUUUUAAACGCAGUUAAAGCAAUCAAGUCUGCCUACAUAGCUGUUAGAGAUAUAUUUAUGAAAGUAAAGAACAUUGUACAAAAGAUAUUUGGAUCCAAGUUCCAUAUUACAUUCCCCAAUCGACGAAGAAGUGAAGAUUCCACUUGUGGAGCUGGCGUUUUUCCAUCAACGACCAACGAAAGAUAUCAGACAAUAGGUGUUGAUGUGCAGGUGUCAUAUAAGACUAAGAUUUUAUGCCCAUUAGAUGGCAAGGUUAUCAGGGAAACAAAUAGGGUGAAGAUAUUGCCUAUAGAGGCUGAUUUCAUCGAAUAUGAGGUAAUUAUUGAAAACAUAAUUCCAAACACCUCAAUCGCAGAGAGUGGUCAGUCUCUCACUGCAGGUCAAGAUAUCAUAGGAGAAGCCGACCGGUCCCCCUGUGAUGACAACAGCAUCCAUGUUUCAGUGCGCAAAAGGUCUUCAAUUGAAACAAAAGAUUCUGACUAUGAAUAUAUAGACCCGUCUCCAUUUUUAGAUCACCUGGUUCCAACACCAGAGUGGAUCUGGGAUUGCAAAGAUUUCACUUACAUUAAUGCCAUCAGUGUUGUCGCAGCUGAUGCCGUUGAUGGAGCUGAAGAAGGAAUAGAAAAGGUAGAAGAGGAAUUGUCUCGACUGCGUAUUGAAGGAAGUGAUGAUCUUGGGAACCAAUUUCCACCUGAACAACCAAAUUAUCGCCCUCCCGAAUUCAAAGUUGCAACUCCCGACGAUCCAGUCGCUGUUGAUCAAUGGAACAAAUUUAAAGAAGGCUUCAAGGGACUAGUUUCAGGUUUUAAAGAUAUAGCCAAACAGCUUUUUGAUUUUUCAGGCAACAGAACUGGACCUAAUCUUCUUGACCUUGUCGAUGUAAAUUCGUACACACUGGGUAGAAUACAAGAACUGCUUGGAAAGAAAGUCGGAGCGGAAAUGAAAAUUAUUUUUGAUAAACUUAUGGAGCUUCGUUCUUCAAUAACUGCUCAGAAUCUUGAUGGAUUGUCAAUCUCAGACCUCCGUACUUUGCUCUCAAUGUCAUUUAACUCGGUGACGGGAUCAAAGUCAAACAUGAUAUCGAGAGUGCUUUCAAAAACGGAAAAUGAUUGUCCCAUGUUUCAAAACAGACUUUCCAAAGGCCCUGGAAAUGUUUGUUUCGUUCAUCGGAGUUGCAGUGAAAUUUCUUGUGCUGUUUUACUUUCUCAUGCAACUCACAAAUUUAUGGCCACUGUUGAUAUCAAAAUGGACGGCUGUUUAAAACAAGUAACGUUGAAAUCUCGGUCGAACAAUGCUACUAUAUCUUUUGGAGAUGGCGAGGAUAUAGAAGAGAGAGUCUCGCUGGUAGAGGUAUCUACAUUAAUGAGUGCCAACCUUGUUGUAUCGAUCUCAUUUGACUGGUCUACACCAAUCAUUUCCAUCUCUGCAGAACUUUGCGUUAAUGAUUUCAUUUCAUGCCUUCAUAUCGUACCAGUAUUGUUGAACUACGAACUUGACACUACUUGUCCUCAAGAAGACGGAAGUGGAAGUAAGUUGCCAACUAUGGAUAGCAUAACAGUGCAGGAUUUCAUAGCAGAGCUUUCAGAACAUCAUCUUCUCGAUCAAAAUAUUCUACGGGUACUGGACACAAUAAGGGAAGCAAUGAUGGAUCAGUUAAUCAACGAUCCUCGGACUAUUCUGAAAAUCUUGGGAAAAGAGUUCAAAAAUAAGAUAGACUUUUGUGAAGAAGUAGAUGUGCCAUUUCCUACAGGCGAUUUUUUAAUUGCUAAUGAAACAUUUGGACCUAUUAUGGCUGGCCCUAUUCCAAUAUACUUCGAGCUUGGAGCUGCAGCAUCAGUUGGGCUUAGAAUACACGUGGGUCUUUGUAUAAAGAAUUGCAAUGUAAAAGGAAUACUCACCCCCUGGUCCGGGGCUAAAGUGUGGGGCGGGGCAUAUGUAGGGUACUUUAUAUUUAAAGCCGGAAUAAGACUUACUGGACACCUUCUAGAGGCCAGGUUUCCAUUAACUGCAGAAAUAAUAUAUAAUAAAUUUCCUCUAGAUGUAAGAGGAAGCUUGGAUUUGACACUUGCUCCUUUACGUCUGAAACUGGAAGCAUACUGCAUACUAGAAUUUAAAGUCUGCACCUUGUCAAAAUGUUAUAAUGUUUCCCUUACAAUUUUUCGUGGAACACUUUGGUCAUUCGCUGUUAGACCUGUAUCAGCUAAUAUUUUCACAAAUAUAAAGGACGAAAAAGACGCAUCUCCGCCUGAGUUUGUAUCUCCUGGUUUAACCAGUCGAAGAAAAAGAGAAACAACAGACAAAUGCAUAAUCAAGCAAAUUUCAGGGCGAAAUUAUAACGACACUGCAUAUGAAUUACAAAUUGCUGCAGACGAUGACAAGAGCAAUUUGAAGAUAUUUUAUGCUAUUGGAUUACAACAGGGAGGCACCAAUGUUGUAGAUUUUACAGAAAUGGGAGGGUUUUCAGUGCUCGUUGCGACAAAUGACUUGCCUAAUGGAGUUCCUUUAUACUGGACCGUUAAAGCAGUGAAUAGCCAGGGCACAGAUGCCAGAGUAUACUGCAUGCUUAGCACAUACGACAACACCUUACCAGAUGGUCGUGUUGACCCCUCGUACCUCUUUAGCGCACAUCCAAAUGUCUUAACUGCUACGAUUACUGUAUUUGAUGAUUCAGAUUUAAAGCAGAUUCAUAGUCAUGCUUUGGGUUAUAGUUCCGGUAAAUACGGAAGCGAGGUUGUGCCUUGGAAGGAUCUCACGCUUGGCUCUACGACACUGAGAACAGGAAUUACAAGCAACUUGAAACAUUUCAGUGUUCCCAAUAAUGGCAAACUAACAAGUAUACCAUUCUCUGUAAAUACUUCCCAUACCCCCGAAGACUGUGCAACUCAGUGUAUUAAAUCAGGGGAGCAGUGUGUUUCGUUUGACUACGAUUUUUUCACAGAAUCUUGUGAGCUGCAAAAUAAUGUAGAGAGCCCGAAUGUAAUGUUAAGAAUGAGUGGUACAUAUGUAAAUUAUGAAAGACUUGGUAUUGGGUACAAUUCUUAUGAAAGAUACGAUAACAUUUCUCUGGAACACGGCACGGUAUAUUUUUUCAAUGCAAGGAUUACUAAUGUUCUUGGAUAUGUUGGAUUUCUCCAGUCCUAUGGAACAAUGGUUGAUUUUUCUCCGCCAAAUACCGGAUCCCUAGGCACAAAUUACUCGGAGACCUUUUCAGCAGAUAGUUGCAAUGCUUCAGCAGCACAGCGUUGUGUUGAAGUUACGUGGAAGAAAAACCACCGACAAAUCAUUGACGGAAAGGGCGCCACGACAGUGUUCAAUGGACACACACCUUUAAAGGAUAAAAUGUACACAAGAUCCAAUCACUAUAUAUCGGUCAAUUUUGAUGGUUUCCAUGAUGAUGAAAGUGGAAUUUACCAAUACACAUGGGCAGCUGGGAGGGCAGUUUGUUAUGAAGACGUAGUCAAUUUUAGAGAUCCACACGAAUUUCUUCAUAGUUCGAAGCAUUGGACACACAGUGGUUAUGAGAAAAACAUGUUUUUACUAGAUGGAAAAUACUUCAUGACGGUUCAAUGUCUCAAUAAUGUAGUAUUUGGUGGUUCUCUGGUGACAACAGUUUGUCACAGCACUCCUCUAACCGUGGACACUACACCGCCUUUCUUCAAUGGCGUUGAGGAAAUCUAUUUCGACGAACAUUUUGACAUACUUGGAAUAUACUAUAAAGCGGGCGAUAAUGAGUCUUUUCUAAGGAGUGUGGAUUUCGGACUUGGAAAAACAAAAUAUGAUGUUCUUGUCAGGAAGUAUUCAUAUCACAAGCCAAUGAAUGGGGACGAUGCUCCCUAUAUUGUCAUAGAAGAACUAGAUUUAGAAGAAGGAGUUCCAGCUUGGCCUCGAGUUCGAGUUGAUAAUGGAGUUGGAUUAUUUAAAGCUGGAAGUGGUCCUGAGCCAAUUUUGAUCGACAGAUCGCCUCCUGUAGCUGGACAAGUGCUUGAUGGUCAUGUUGUACAUCAUGACUUGACUUAUCAAUCCACUUACAAGGAAAUUUGUGCACAGUGGAAAGGAUUUUUUGAUCCAGAAUCGGGCAUUGACCAUUUUCGAUGGGGUGUUGGAACUCUUCCGGGGAAAGACAACGUAGUGGCUUUUUAUAAUAUUUCACAUAACACACGACAUUCUUGUUCUGACGUAGUUCUUCAACACAAUACACGGUAUUAUUCCACUGUCAUUGUCUUCAACGCAGCCUUGAAUUCUAAAGAUUCCAACAGUACUUCCAAUGGAGUGCUGGUAGACAAAACACCACCAGUUCCUGGAUAUGCAGUAGAUGGUCCUACUUUGCUCGAAGACACAUCAUUUUCAUCAGAGACAGCUACUAAAAGUGUCACAUGGGAAAAUUUUACUGAUCCAGAGUCUGGAAUAGAGAAAUACUAUGUGUCUGUGUUUAUAAACGAUGCAAAAAUUAAGAAAUUUGAUUCCACAACAGAAUCAACUUUUAUAGAUCACUCGAUCAGCAUGGAGCAUAAUGACAAAGUGUAUUUCAAAGUUGAAAGCGUAAACAAAGCAGGUCUCUCCACUAAUGUUAGGACAAAUGGAUAUAUUGUCGAUCACACACCUCCAUAUCUAAUAUCUAUUCGAGACAAUGAAAAUGGGGAAAUAUAUCAAACUGACGAUAAUUUUCUAAAGCUGAGAUGGCAAUUCGAAGACAGCGAAUCAGGGAUAAAAGAAUAUCGCUAUACCGUUUAUGAAUAUUUGCAUGGAACGAAGAAACGCUUUUGGCCAAAGAUGGAGAUGUUUCUGACUACUUUACCGAAUCCAAAAUCAGGAACUGUUGCCGUAGAUUUUGAUGAACAAAUUCUUGUCGCAGGUGCCAAAUACUCAGUUCAUGUGACAGCUAUUAAUAUGGCUCAACUUUCUACUUCCCACGAGUCAGAGGGAGUAAUCAUAGAUCCGACUCCUCCUGUAAUAUUUAAGGUUCACGUCGGAUUGCUGGAAGAAGAAGAAGAGAUGGAGAAUGGAUAUAUUCAGCAUGCAAAUUCACAAUCGAUUAGAGUUAGUUGGAUUGGUGAUGAUCCAGAAAGCCAUAUCAGUAAAUUCUUUGUUGCGAUAGGAACAAGUCAAGGUGACACGAGUGUGACCCAUGGUUAUAUUGACAUGGCUAAAGAGAUUUCUGCAGAUAUCAAAGUUUCACUUUCAACAUUUUCCGAAACUGGCGAGAUAUAUUACGUCGCUGUCAAGGCUGAGAAUGGUGCUGGUAUCUUAUCCUCCCCACUCUAUUCAAAACCAAUAAUGAUUCUGAGAGAAAAUGUACCAGGUAUUAUUUUUGAUGGUCGAGAGCCUUUGAUCGAUGAAGAUUACACUCAUGACAGAUUUAGUAUUGGAAUGCAUUUCCAUAGCUUUGAAAGUGAAGCAUGUAAUAUUGUUAAAUAUGAGUGGGCGAUCGGAUCAAAACCGUUCUUUUCUGACAUAAAUGGAUAUACAGAAUACGGCAUUGUUCACAAUGAGACUCAUGGCAAAGCACAAGCACAUGUGGAACUAAAAGAAAAUGAAACAUAUUAUGCCACAGUCAGAGCGAAGACGGGACAUAACUGCCACGAAAUGUAUAUUGUAUCAACAUCUGAUGGGAUAACCCUCGAUGUGAGCCCUCCAGAAAUUUCAAACAUUGCACCAAAGAACAGUGAAGGUGUCGUUUAUGACUCUGAUUCUCAGAACAUAUUUCAGUCGUACAUUGGUUCUUUCGAAUACAAAUGGAAUAUUAAUGAUCAGACAGAGCUACAAUUUGAAAAUUACUCAAUCGGAUCGAUGCCGAUGAUGAAUGAUAUCUUUUCUUCAUCUAUUUCUUCAGAGUCUAAAAUUUCACCAAGCAAUUUUUCACCAAAGGCUGGAAAAACCUAUUAUGUAAAUGUUUAUACAGAGGAUUCUGUUGGCUUUUUCACGUCUUCAACUUCAGUGCCAAUCGUUGCAGAUAUUUCACCUCCGAUGCUUCAAAAUUUCAGUUGUACAAACAUAAUAUCCACUAAACAAUCAACUAUAAAAUGCUCAUGGGUUGUCAUAGAAAAGGAAAGUAAAGUGACACAAAUUUCUAUCUGCGUUGGAUCUCAAGAACUUAUUGAUGACAUCAUUCAAAACGUUACACUUCCAUCCUAUCAAAAUGAUUGGACCGUGGAUGUGGAUGUGAAGAAACAUCAGAAACUCAAUAGCCUUAAUUAUAUUUACGUUAGUCUUACAGUUACCAAUGUAAUUGCUCAUUCUCAAACAAACAUUUUCAAAAUUGAAAUUGACUUAACACCACCGGUUAUAAAAAAUAUAGAAUUUGUCACUUGGACAAAUCCUGAUAAGAAUUAUACACGGCAAAUUUGUCAACUGCCAUGGUCUUACGUUGAUGUUAAUAUCUUGGUUCUUGAAGACGAAGAAUCUGAUAUAGAUAGUGCUGAAAUUUGUCUAGGAAGUGAGCCGGCAACCGACAAUAUUAAAUCUUAUCAAGAAUUGGAAAAAACGUAUAUGACAAUAGAUAACAUCUAUGUCCCACCCGGAACAAGGAUAUAUGCAACAGUCAGGGCAUACAACAAAGUAGGCCUCCACAGUGUCAUCACAUCAGAGCCUAUAGUAGUCAGUCCAGAUCCUAGAAUUGACGUUUUUGACGGAAAAGGAGACAGAGAUUCAGAUUUCCAAAUCGAUUUAAAUUUAAUUCAAGGGUCUUAUCAGUACUCUGAUAAUUGCCCGAUCAUAGAAGCUCAAUGGUCAGUAGAAGACUUAACAGGAAAAGUCAUCCAGAAUUACACUGAUGUUCCUGGUAAUGGAUUUGUUUUCUACAACGAUCAACUAAGUUUGAGGAAUAAUUACCUUUACUAUGUUAAGGUUAAAGUGACGGACGCUCUUAAUCGCACGAAAGUGGGAAUAUCGGACGGUAUCACAGUUAGAAUUCAGCCGCCAGUUUCGGGAAUCGUCAGAGAUGGACUUGGUUCCGAGGAUAUCGAUUAUCAGGAAUCACGUACAGAGCUUUCUGCAAACUGGAAUGACUUUGGUGACGGGGCUUCUGGAGAUCCUACUCAGAAAAUAGAUUACUAUGAAGUUUCCAUUGGUGAUGACACAAGGGAUCAUAUUACACGAACGAAUAUUCAUUACUACAUCAAAGUUGGUCUUAAUACGAGUUACACAUUUUUUGGUUUAGACCUGACGCCAAAAACAGUGCGAUAUUACAUAACAGUAAGGGGGUACAGUAUAACAGGGGCUUUUGAAGAAAGCUAUUCCAAUGGCGUUCGAGUUGGAUUUCGCCCAGGAAUAAUACCGGGAGUGAUAGAAUCAGAAGACGUGCAAUCCAGUACAAGCGAAAUAUCUGUUUCAUGGAGUGGAUUUAGUUCAGAUAUUGGGAUUAAAGAAUAUUACGUUGCCGUAUCUACGGCUUUAGUAAUUAAUAGUAAUAAGACUUUCUCAUGUUCUGACGUGCAGAAAAUUUUCUCUCAGUUUGACAUAGUCUCACCUAAGAUAACUGGGCUCGAUACCCUUCAAACUCUCAAAAAUCUCACUCUUAAUCACGGGAUGUCGUAUUAUGUUACUGUCAUCGCAAGUGAUGAGGUAGGAAAGUGUUCUUCAAUAGAAAGUCGUCCCAUUCUUGUUGACACUACUUCACCAGAUCAAAGUAAUGUAACCAUCAUGGUGAAUGGAUGGAAUGUGACGGGAAGAGAAAAAUUUUUCGUAACCGAUUCCAAUGAAAUAGAGAUAAAACUUAUUAAUAUAAAGGACCCAGAGAGUGGAAUUAAUGUUGUUACUUUUCGUUUAUAUGGAUAUUCGGAUUGUCCAGCUUCAAAGACUCCAUCAACUUAUAUUUUAGAAGAGAUACAGGCCAUAAAUGACGCAAAGGUUACUAUGACACAUUUAGAAUUAGAAUCUAUGCGAUAUUAUUACAUUACUGUAACGAUAAGUAACAACGCUGGUCUGGAAUCCUCUCUGUUAACCCCAGUUAUGCUUUUAGAUACCGGUUCUCCGCAUGUUGGGUCGGCCAUUGCUGGAAAUAACUGGGGACAAAAGAUAUUGUAUCAAUCUUCCACUUCAAAUAUUAAAGCUUGGACAGCAAUUGCAAGAACAGAAGAUGCAUACGAAUGUGAUAAUACAAAGGUAAUCUUUCCAUCUGAUGAAACUUCUCUAUGGUCUCCUUUGUCAGGAGAUUUUUCAGAGGGAAAUGUAUUGAAAGAUGAUGAUCGUUGGGUUUUAAAAAUAGGAUAUAAUGUUCCACUCACGAAAGUGUUGAAAAGUGGAAUUUCAAGCCCAAUAGGAGGAUUACGGAAAGGAGAGUACUCCACUAUUCUAUCGACGGCAGAAGGAAGGAACAUUUCGACAUCAUUUAUUGUAUCAACUUCAAACAACAAUCCCUAUUUUCCCGUAACAUUUACACGUCCGCCCCCAACUGACUUUAACAAAGUAAAUUUUAAUACUUCAGAAACAAAAUUAAGCAGCAAGAAUAUUUCAUAUCUCUCCAAUAAAACAGAAAAUUGGAUACCAUCAAUACAGAAUUCGUCUUCUUCUUACGUGGUUAAUAAGACUGACCUGACAAACAAAAGUGUUAAAAAAGAUGUUCCCAGUGGAUUUGGAUUUGAAAUACUAGGUGAUCAGCAAGAAGAAAGCGAGGUUUGGGAUUGUUUGUUCUGGGCAAAAGAUGAUUAUGAUGAAUUUCAUAGAUGGACUCAAAUACAGAAUGAUCCAGUUGAAAAUCAGCAUGAAUAUAGCAUUCAAACUAUAGAGAGGUAUUCAGACGACGAAAAAGUAUGGGAUUUGGAAUUUUUAGUGAACGGAGACUUAAAGGCCAAUAUUUAUGGAUUAUCAUUUGAUUCGACUGACCUUAACAUCUUUGUCCACACCUGGAAUUUUGACAACUACGAAGAACCAAUCAUAGAUCCAAUUCAUCCGUAUCGAUCUCAAGCUGUACUGACAAAAAUAAAAAUUCCUACCAAUGAAUCGUUGGAUUGCAUUAAUGGAAGAGGUUUUUAUGAUGGUGAAAGUGGAAUUGCUGAAAUAUGGGUUGGUAUUUCGGACAAUGUAGAGGAAUCUGGAAAUAUUAAAGAGUUUGAAUUGUAUAAAAAGAUGUGUACACCCUGCUUGUUUAACUGCAAUUUCAGUUGUGAUGCAAACUGUUCCUCCUACGACGGGAGUUUGCCAGAUUUUGAGAAAAUUCCUCUUACUUUAGAAAAUCUAGAUCUAAAGUCUACAAUUUUGUCUAAUGAUGGAUUAAAUGCAAGUGUUCAGACAGAGAUUGUAAACAUGACUGAAUAUUAUGUUAAUGUAAAAAUGGUAAACUUUGCUGGACAACCAGUCUCAACUAUUACAAAUCCAGUUAUUGUUGAUAUUACGCCACCAGUUUGUGAAUACAUACGCUGCUUAGACCCUGACGUUACUGGGAUGAGUACACCAACAGAUAAACUAGGCUCUAAUAAGACCAUCGGUGCGUACUGGUUAUGUGAAGAUAAUAUCAGUGGAAUUAAGAAAUUUAUUGUCAAGGUAGGAACAGAAAAUUCUGCUAAAGGCAACAAAGAAGACGAAAACAUGAUUCCACAAAAACCUAUUGGAACGGUUUCUAAAAUACGAUUAGAUCUGGAUGAUGACGUCUUUUUUGAGAACAAAAAGACUUAUUAUGUAAAUUUAAUAGUCAUUAAUGGUGCCAAUCUCUCAACUGUGUAUAGUUGCAGUGUAUCAACAAUGCUAACUCCGCCUGACGUUUCGGAUGUAGAUUCAAAAAUGAUGAAUUCAGCUAUGAUAGAUGAAGAAACGGGUACAGUUUUUAUGGACUCUUUAGACAGAUUUGGGGUGAAAUGGAAUAACAGGAAAAAUGACACUAAGUACUACAAAUGGAAAAUGGGGACAUAUGAAGGAGGAACAGAUAUAAUUCCCUUAUCUAUAAUAGGCGUCACUAACGAGGGAAUAGCAGAAAUAAUCGGUGGUGAGCUUUGGUUAAACGGCAAUAAAACCGGAAAAUCUCUAGCCGCUUUCGCCCCGGAAACCUGGGGAAAUUUAACCGGAUCAGAAGUUGACAAUGAGGAGAACAACUUCCGUUUUCAGAUGGAGCCUGGACGAUGCGUAUUUCUUUCCCUGGUUGCUUUUGGAUAUUCUAACUUAGAAACCACCAUUUCAUCUCAGAAACUUUGCUUUGAACGAAAAGACAGAGAUUUGGUUUUGAAUGGAGAGCAUGAGAACCUAACAACAAUUGCAUUGCUUUCCGAUUCUAAAUUUAAGGAAGUGUCAGACUUGGAUAGAAGUGAGAACAUUGUUAUUAAUAUUAAAGGUAAAAUCAGUGGUGUUUCAAUCGGUUCUUUAACUGAAUCUGAUCUAACGGCAGACUAUGGAUCGGCUUCAGCCUCUGAUUUCAAUAGUUACUUGACAAAUCCGAGUACCACGGAUUGGGCAUCAACACGUGAUAUUCGUAAUAGAAUUGUGAAACCUCUCGGGGUCAAUUUUUUCAUAGCACCAACACGGACAAUGGAGGUGGAGUUUAUUGAUGUUGACUUCAAAUUAAACCUCGAUGAUUUCGAUAAUUCUACAGUACCGGCACUUCUUCUCUGGGAUAGCUACACAUUUAACCCUGAUUCGGAAACGUAUGGUAUAUGGCGACAUGUGGAGGGAAACUGUGGAGAAGAUAUUAAAUCGCCUAUCAUUGAGGGAAAUAUUUUUAAAACAAAGAUAUGCCAUAAAACCUUCCAAACUUCGUCAAGAAAACGAAGAUCUACUACAUCUCUUAUGUCGAAUCCGUAUCAGUACACAUUAACGGUCAUGAACUUAUCUUUCUAUAACUCACCACCAGAGGUCGAAAUAGAUACUAUCAAAAUUUUGGAAGACAGGCCAAUCAUCGAUUUCCAAAUACCUUACCACGAUAACGAAAUGGAUUCCGUACAAUUUUAUCUUCUCGAAAUGUCAGAUAUUGGUUUCGUUAAUCUAACCACUGAUGGUAUAUUGAGUUAUUAUCCGAAAGAAGACUUUUUUGGAAAAGACAGCAUUCAAAUAGCAUUGAAAGACGAUGCUGAAAAUUCUACAAUUGUGAAUAAAACUAUUUGGAUAGAAGUAGAUGAGGUAAACGACAUGCCGAUGUUUGGAUAUCUGUAUAAUGAUUCCUCAUACAAUGUUAUGAAGAAUAAAAGUUUGACCCUUAUUCUGGAAGGGAACUCUACAUUUCAUCAUCUGUUUAACUUUGGAUUUGCAGAUGUUGACAACAAUGAAACUUUAUCUUUCAUAUCUAGCUUGAGUAAUACAGCAGACGUCCACAUUACCACGACACGCAUCGAUACUGAAUGGAUUCUAAAUGAAACUUUCGAAUACAAAGAUGUACGAACACAUCUUGAAUAUUCAGCAGACAUUGUUAUCAAUAAAACAUUCCAUGGUGACUUGUUUUAUUAUAUUUUAGGUUUUGAUAGCCACAACUUUUUCACCGAGCGAUUGGAGACUCAUAUUUUCAUUCUCUGGUCUCCUUGCGUCUAUGGCUUUUGUUCCCCAAAGUCUACGUCUUCUCCAUCUUGCCAGGAUAUUUCAAGAGCUGCGUCAUUCGAUUUGUAUAAAUGUACAUGUUAUCCAGGAUACAUGGGGAUGUGGUGUGAAAAUGAGAUCAACGAAUGUUUGCAGCAACCUUGUGGCAUACUCUUCAAUUGUGAAGACAAAAUCAACAGUUAUAAGUGUAUCAUCAAGCAAGAGGGGAUUGCUGGUCUGAUAAUUGUGGGACUAGUGGUGAUUAUAUUACUAUUCAUUUUAUAUCGAUUCUUCUGCUGCAACGCAAAGACAUACAGGUAAAGAUU
Molecule: messenger RNA, 14650 nt
Organism: Saccostrea echinata
Lineage: Eukaryota; Metazoa; Mollusca; Bivalvia; Ostreida; Ostreidae
Exons: 47
Coding region: 54-14645 (4863 amino acids)
Molecular function (GO): protein binding; calcium ion binding
Source: RefSeq, a predicted model, not a curated record